AUGGUCACUCUUACAACCUCGGACAACGAGCAAUUCACAGUGGAGAAGGAUGUUGCUGAGCGCUCGGCACUCAUCAAGAACAUGAUGGAGGGUGAGUAGCGCUCGCCACGAUGGAGGGGGGAUGGGACGUCGUGUAAACGAACGCGACUGCAGAAUGCGGCGCCUGGUUCGUUGCCCCUUGGCUGACACGCAAAACGCACAUUCCCAUGAACAGAUAUUGAGGGCGAUGACAUGCCCAUCCCCCUCGUCAAUGUCUCCGCCAACGUGUUGAAGAAGGUGCGUUCGGGCUUUCGAUACGCCAUAGCCACGAGGCAGGGUAGAUGUCCUUGGUCAUGAGCUUGAACGUCUCGUCUGCGGGCUACCGUCGCAGUGGGAAUUUGGGCGUUGAACAGAGCGCUGAGCUCUGAGCCAAGCAUGUGUGCAUAGUGCGCAAGCUAGUGCUGUAGACAUGGUCUCGCAUUAGAGACAUAAACCCGAGCGCGCAUACAUCGACUCACUGUUCGCCGGUACCUCGGUGCGUUGGCUUUCUGGGAUGCUCAUCUACGUGCCUGUCAUGACUUCUCGUGCCCAGGUUCUUGAAUACUGCUCCCACCACCGAGGCGACCCACCUCCAUCAGACGAUGCCAACGAAGAGUCUCGCAAGCGCACGACUGACAUUUCCGAGUGGGACGCCAAGUUCAUUCAAGUCGACCAAGAGAUGCUGUUUGAGAUCAUCCUGGCAGCCAACUACCUCGACAUCAAGCCCUUGUUGGAUGUGGGAUGCAAGACGGUAGCAAACAUGAUCAAGGGCAAGACUCCGGAGGAGAUUCGCAAAUUGUUCAACAUUCAGAACGACUUUACGCCGGAGGAGGAGGCGCAAAUUCGCAAGGAGAACGAGUGGGCAGAGGAGCGCUAG
Ceraceosorus bombacis is the source of this 895-nucleotide messenger RNA. NCBI's taxonomy places the organism in Eukaryota, Fungi, Basidiomycota, Exobasidiomycetes, Ceraceosorales, Ceraceosoraceae. The record is from the annotation of a GenBank genome assembly.